AUGUCAAUAAUUCUAACUAAUUAAAAACAAUAAAGAAAGCUUCCUUUACUUAAAGAUUAUACAAGGUAAAAGAAAGAGAUGUUAAAAACAUUCUUUACAACUAAGACUAGUAGAUCUGAAUCUAGAUCUAAAUAAACAAAUGAAAUUUGUAAAGAAGAGAAAUCAUAUUAUUUCGAUGAAAGCAUAAAGAAAUAAAAGAAUGCAUUUUAUCUAUCAUAAAAGUUUAUUAGAUAAACUCCACGAAUUUUUCCUGCAAAGACAGAUAUUUAAAUGAACCAGAGCGAAGAGAUAAGUGAAGAUAGUUCUGAGAAAUCAAAGAGUAGCGUGGAUGUUUUUGAUCUAGACAAACAUAAAGAGCAUGUUAAAAAUAAAUUAAGUAUAUGAGAGUUUUAAUUCAGAGAUACAAAUAAGGAUGAAUCAUAUUUUGGGUUCUUAAAGAACUAAGAUAAAUUGAAAGACAUUGCUUAGAAUUUCAUAAAGGAAGAUGGAAUGAAUCCAAUUUACUAUUUUUGUGUUCAUGAUAGUUUAUUUCCAAAAAGAAUUGAUUUAACUAAUUGUUUAGUAGAUAAAAAGGAGAUGAAUUUUACUAAUNGGGAAGAUCUUGAAUAAAAACUUGCAUUUAUGAAUUCUGAAAAAAGUUAAUUAAUAUCCUUUAAAGAAAGUUUUCCAUACAUUCUUAAGGGUAUUUGUUGAUCAUCAUAUUAAUAGAGGCCUUAAAAUGGGUUUUAAAAUAAAAUUCUAAAAUUAAACAUGCCAUGAAAUCAGUAGGUGAAGAGGAGUAAAAAAUAAUUCGCGAUUGUUUUCAUGAAGUUGGUAUAAAUGUGUGA
Molecule: messenger RNA, 827 nt
Organism: Paramecium sonneborni
Lineage: Eukaryota; Ciliophora; Oligohymenophorea; Peniculida; Parameciidae
Source: the annotation of a GenBank genome assembly